GCGUGCUGCGCCCCGCGGCGGGAGGAGCCGCGCUGUUCCGGCUGUCCGCGGGGGCGACCAUCUGGUCCGCGCCGCGGGCGGGAAGGGCAGGUAGGCGAGCAGGCACCGCGGCUCUGGGCGUGACUCGGGCAGCGGAGCCCUUUGCGAGCCUGGCGCGCCUCCCGCACCCGCGGCCUCCGGCUCUGCGACGGGGGAGUAAGGAGAUGCCGACCCAGAGGGACAGCAGUACCAUGUCUCAUCCAGUCGCAGGCGGCUGCAGCGGGGAACAUGCUCACCAGGUCCGGGUGAAAGCCUACUACCGCGGGGAUAUCAUGAUAACCCAUUUUGAACCUUCAAUCUCCUUUGAGGGCCUUUGUAAUGAGGUUCGAGACAUGUGUUCUUUUGACAAUGAGCAGCUUUUCACCAUGAAAUGGAUUGAUGAGGAAGGAGACCCAUGUACAGUAUCAUCUCAGUUGGAGUUAGAAGAAGCCUUUAGGCUUUAUGAACUAAACAAGGAUUCUGAACUCUUGAUUCAUGUAUUCCCUUGUGUACCAGAACGUCCUGGAAUGCCCUGUCCAGGAGAAGAUAAAUCCAUCUACCGCCGAGGUGCACGCCGCUGGAGAAAGCUCUAUUGUGCAAAUGGCCACACUUUUCAAGCCAAGCGGUUCAACAGGCGUGCCCACUGUGCCAUCUGCACUGACCGAAUAUGGGGACUUGGACGCCAGGGAUAUAAGUGCAUCAACUGCAAACUGCUGGUUCAUAAGAAGUGCCACAAACUUGUCACAAUUGAGUGUGGGCGGCAUUCUUUGCCACCGGAACCAAUGAUGCCCAUAGAUCAGUCAUCCAUGCAUUCAGAGCAUGCACAGACAGUAAUUCCAUAUAAUCCUUCAAGUCAUGAGAGUUUAGACCAAGUUGGUGAAGAAAAGGAGGCAAUGAACACCAGGGAAAGUGGCAAAGCUUCAUCCAGUUUAGGUCUUCAGGAUUUUGAUUUGCUCCGGGUUAUAGGAAGAGGAAGUUAUGCCAAAGUACUACUGGUGCGAUUAAAAAAGACAGAUCGUAUUUAUGCAAUGAAAGUUGUGAAGAAAGAGCUUGUCAAUGAUGAUGAGGAUAUUGAUUGGGUACAAACAGAGAAGCAUGUUUUUGAGCAGGCAUCCAAUCAUCCUUUUCUUGUUGGGCUACAUUCUUGCUUUCAGACAGAAAGCAGAUUGUUCUUUGUCAUAGAAUAUGUAAAUGGAGGAGAUCUAAUGUUUCAUAUGCAGCGACAAAGAAAACUUCCUGAAGAACAUGCCAGAUUUUACUCUGCAGAAAUCAGUCUAGCAUUAAAUUAUCUUCAUGAACGAGGAAUAAUUUACAGAGAUUUGAAAUUGGACAAUGUAUUGCUGGAUUCUGAAGGACACAUUAAACUCACUGACUACGGCAUGUGUAAGGAAGGAUUACGACCAGGAGAUACAACCAGCACUUUCUGUGGUACUCCCAAUUAUAUCGCUCCUGAAAUUUUAAGAGGAGAAGAUUAUGGUUUCAGUGUUGACUGGUGGGCUCUUGGAGUGCUGAUGUUUGAGAUGAUGGCAGGAAGGUCUCCAUUUGAUAUUGUUGGGAGCUCUGAUAACCCUGAUCAAAACACAGAGGACUAUCUCUUCCAAGUUAUUUUGGAAAAACAAAUUCGCAUACCACGUUCUCUGUCUGUAAAAGCUGCAAGUGUCCUGAAGAGUUUUCUCAACAAGGACCCAAAGGAACGAUUGGGUUGUCAUCCUCAAACAGGAUUUGCUGAUAUUCAGGGACACCCAUUCUUCCGAAAUGUUGAUUGGGAUAUGAUGGAGCAAAAGCAGGUGGUGCCUCCCUUUAAACCAAAUAUUUCUGGGGAAUUUGGUUUGGACAACUUUGAUUCUCAGUUUACUAAUGAACCUGUCCAGCUCACUCCAGACGAUGAUGACAUUGUGAGGAAGAUUGAUCAGUCUGAAUUUGAAGGUUUUGAGUAUAUCAAUCCUCUUUUGAUGUCUGCAGAAGAAUGUGUCUGAGCCCAUUUCUCAACUCUGCAGUUUGCUUGUGUUGCCAUCUAAUGCAUGAAUAAACAUGUUAUUAGCCUGGA
Molecule: messenger RNA, 2065 nt
Organism: Manis pentadactyla (Chinese pangolin)
Lineage: Eukaryota; Metazoa; Chordata; Mammalia; Pholidota; Manidae
Gene: PRKCI
Product: protein kinase C iota
Exons: 18
Coding region: 204-1994 (596 amino acids)
Biological process (GO): protein phosphorylation
Molecular function (GO): diacylglycerol-dependent serine/threonine kinase activity; ATP binding; protein binding
Source: RefSeq, a predicted model, not a curated record